Camarhynchus parvulus is the source of this 1436-nucleotide messenger RNA. It is a transcript of the gene GPR143, whose product is annotated as G protein-coupled receptor 143. Gene Ontology annotation, cellular component: melanosome membrane; plasma membrane. Gene Ontology annotation, biological process: G protein-coupled receptor signaling pathway; regulation of calcium-mediated signaling; melanosome organization. Gene Ontology annotation, molecular function: dopamine binding; L-DOPA binding; L-DOPA receptor activity. Lineage: Eukaryota; Metazoa; Chordata; Aves; Passeriformes; Thraupidae. The record is from RefSeq and is a predicted model, not a curated record. The transcript has 8 exons. The coding region runs from base 96 to 1274 and encodes 392 amino acids.
ACUAAUGGGGAGGGUGAAGAAAAAGUGAAUGCUGCCUUGGGGAAGCAACAGCAUUUUCUUCUGCUCCUGGGGCCCCUCCACCAGUCGGACGUUUCAUGGCUUCUCCAAGGUUAGAAACCUACUGCUGCCCAAACAGGGAUGCAGCCACACAGCUGGUGAUGAACUUCCAGCCUGAAGUCUUCUGUGGAGUCUGCAUUGGCAGUGCCUCCAUCAGCCUGCUACUGACCAUCCUGCAGCUCCUGCCAAAGAAGGGACAGAGCCCACGGAAGAUGCCCAAAGCCUCCUCCUCCUCCACCAUCCUUCUCCUUAUCUCCAUUUGUGACAUCCUCGGAGGCUUAGGUAUGAUCUUCAGGUCAAGUGUAUGGCUGGGCUUCCCAGGCUUCAUAGCUAACAUUUCUGUGGUGAACGGGACUGACGUGUGGCCUUCCACUUUCUGUGUGGGGAGCGCGAUGUGGAUCCAGCUGUUAUAUAGUGCUGGCUUCUGGUGGUUGUUUUGCUAUGCUGUUGAUUCUUACUUGGUGGUGAGAAGAUCAGCUGGACUGAGUACAAUUGUGCUGUACCACAUGAUGACCUGGGGCCUGGCAGUGCUGCUCUGUGUGGAGGGGAUUGCUCUGCUUUACUACCCCUCUCUCUCCAGCUGUGAAAAUGGCUUGGAACAUGCAAUCCCACAUUACAUCACAACCUAUGCCCCACUCCUGCUAGUGCUUGUGGCCAACCCAAUCCUGUUCAGGAGGACAGUAUCAGCAGUUGCCUCCUUACUGAAAGGGAGACAAGGAAUUUACACAGAGAAUGAAAGACGUCUGGGGACAGAGAUCCAGAUGCGCUUCUUCAAAAUUAUGCUGGUAUUUGUUAUUUGCUGGUCAUCCAACAUCAUCAAUGAGACCCUUCUGUUCUACCUCGAAAUGCAGCCAGAUAUCAAUGAAAUGCCCCUGAAAAACAUCAGGAGUGCUGCACUGAUCACCUGGAUUAUCAUGGGGGUUCUUAAUCCCAUGCAGGGCUUUCUCUUCACAUUGGCUUUCUAUGGCUGGACAGGAUGGAGAGUGGACCUGAAAUGGAGAAAGAGAGAAAUACCCUGGGAAUCUAUGUCCUCAUCAACUGUGGGGGAAAAUGCCUAUCCCUCACCAGUGAACUACCAAAGCAACAUCCAUGACUCCAAGAAGAUCUCGACAACUGACAGCCAGCAGACCGACGAGGCCAUCAGCAUGUUGUCUGAAGGUAACACCAGCAGUGACGAGAGAUUAACCAGAAGCUCUCCCAUCUACCAGGGCUGGUAGUUCCUAUGUGCAGAGCUGGAUCUAACUUUUCCUGGAUUUAACUUUUCACAUUGUCAAUACUCAGAAAACCACGUCAAUGUGCGAAUCAUUGUGUACUCUAGAAUUAGGUGUGUGCUCGGUGGCUUGAUGUCAUUUCCUGUAAUUUGUGUGAGUGUGUGAGAA